Molecule: messenger RNA, 5770 nt
Organism: Anarrhichthys ocellatus (wolf-eel)
Lineage: Eukaryota; Metazoa; Chordata; Actinopteri; Perciformes; Anarhichadidae
Gene: ptprua
Product: protein tyrosine phosphatase receptor type Ua
Exons: 28
Coding region: 227-4672 (1481 amino acids)
Biological process (GO): protein dephosphorylation
Cellular component (GO): membrane
Molecular function (GO): protein binding; protein tyrosine phosphatase activity
Source: RefSeq, a predicted model, not a curated record
GGCUCCUUUUUUGAACGCUUUUGCUCGACAUCAGAUGCUCCCUGUGCGGGCUGAGGAGGGGAGCAGGCAGCCGGCGCUUCUGCAAAGAGGGGGGGGAUUUCUGCGGUGAGCGGAGCCGAGCGCGCAACUUCUCUCCAGUCCCGCUGUCGCUGCGCAGCUGCCGGAGUUUCCUUUAGGAUUUCCUCCUUGUGACAAAAGCGAGCUGGACUUUACUUCAUCUGCCAACAUGUAUUCAGCAGCACUGCUACUGAUGCUGGCCGUCAGGAUCUACGCAGACAGCAUGGAGGGGCCAACAGCUGGCUGCACCUUCGAUGAGGACUCGGACCCUGGCUUGUGCGAGUACCGGCAGGGACAAGAUGACGACUUUGACUGGCAGCUGAUCAGGACCUACAACUGGCCACACCCGACCCCAGAUCUUCUACGAGGGUCCUUCAUGGUGGUCAACUCCUCGCAGCAUUUCGGGGGCCAGCGAGCUCAGCUGCUCCUGCUCCCCCUCAGCGAGAACGACACCCACUGCAUCCAGUUCAGCUACUUCCUGUACAGCCGCGACGGCCACAGCCCCGGGGACCUGCAGGUCUACAUCCGGGUUAACGGGGGCCCCAAGGGCAGCGCUGUGUGGAAUAUCUCGGGCUCCCAGGGACGCCAGUGGCACCAGGUGGAGCUCGCUGUCAGCACUUUCUGGCCCAGUGAAUACCAGGUCAUCUUUGAAGGGACCAUUUCCGAAGAACGACAGGGCUACAUCGCCUUGGACGACAUUGUGCUGCUCAAUUACCCUUGUUACAAGGUGCCUCAUUUCUCUCGGCUGGGUGACGUGGAGGUGAAUGCCGGGCAGAAUGCCUCAUUCCAGUGUGUCGCCACGGGCAAAGUUUCUGAGAUUGAGCCCUUCCUCCUGGAGCGGAGAAACAGCGUGGUGCUGGACACAUCCCUGCUGUCGAGGUUGAGCCACAAGCGGCUGAUGGCGUCUUUCCAUGUCGAGGCACAGCGUGGGGAGCAGGACCUGUACCGCUGCAUCACUCUGUCCCCCAGGGGCGCCGCCGUCUCCAACUUUGGAGAACUCAUUGUCAGAGUGCCCCCAACACCGAUUGCUCCCCCUCAGCUCCUGCGGGCAGGCCCCACCUAUCUGAUCAUCCAGCUCAACACCAACUCCAUCGUGGGGGAUGGACCGGUCAUUCGGCGGGAGAUCCAGUACCGGGCCAGCCAGUCCACGUGGACGGAGACUCACGGUGUGGGCUCACUUACCUAUAAGAUUUGGCAUCUGGAGCCAGACACAGAGUACCGCAUCAGUGUCCUGCUCACCCGGCCCGGGGAAGGGGGAACAGGAGCACCUGGACCCCCUCUGACCAGCAGGACAAAGUGUGCAGAGCCCAUGCGAGCCUUGCGGGGUCUGACGGCUGCAGAGAUCCAGCCCCGGCAGCUGGCCCUUCAGUGGGAGCCGCUGGGCUACAACCUCACCCGCUGUCACACCUACUCCUUGUCCCUGUGCUACCGCUACUCGAUGCCGACAGGGGGCAGCGGCGGGAACAAUGCAACCGUCAGAGAGUGCCUGUCCGUGGACCGUAACACCUCUCACUUCACCCUGAGAGACCUACCACCCUUCCGCGCAGUCCACGUCCGGCUGGCGCUGGCCAACCCUGAAGGCAAGAAGGAGAGCAGAGAGGUCACCUUCCAGACUGAGGAAGACAUUCCUGGCGGCAUCGCUUCAGAGUCCCUGACCUUCACCCCGCUGGAUGACAUGAUCUUCCUCAAGUGGGAGGAGCCCGUAGAGCCCAACGGUCUCAUCACGCAGUACGAGAUCAGCUACCAGAGUAUCGAGUCGUCGGACCCGGGCAUUAACGUGCCAGGUCCUCGUCGCACAGUGUCCAAGCUGAGGAACGAGACCUACCACAUGUUCUCUGGCCUGCAUCCAGGAACCACCUACCUGGUGUCAGUCCGAGCCCGAACCGCCAAGGGGUUUGGCCAGACAGCGCUCACCGAGAUCACAACCAACAUCUCUGCCCCGGUGUUCGACUAUGAAGACAUCCCCUCACCGCUGAGUGAGUCGGAGAGCACCAUCACUGUGCUGCUGCGCCCUGCGCUGGCGAGAGGUGCUCCAGUCAGUGCCUACCAGGUGGUGUUGGUGGAAGAGGAUGGUUCCCGUCAGGUGAGGAGGAGGGAGCUGGGCACCGUCGACUGUUUCCCCACAUCAAACUCUCACAGCGAGGCGCAGGCCAAAGGGGCCCCGCACUACUACACAGCCGAGCUGGCCCCCAGCAGUCUGCCCGAGGCCACGCCCUUCACUGUGGGCGACAACCACACCUACAACGGCUACUGGAACAGCCCUUUAGAUCCCACCAAAAACUACCUCAUCUACUUUCAGGCCACCAGCAACUUCAGAGGGGAGACCAGAAUAAACUGCAUUCGGAUUGCUCGCAAAGCUGCCUGUAAGGACUCCAAGCGAGCUCUGGAGGUAUCCCAGCAUGCCGAAGACAUGGGACUUAUCCUGGGGGCCUGCGCCGGUGGUCUGGUGGUCCUCAUUCUGCUUCUCGGGGCCAUCGUCAUCAUCGUCAAGAAGGGGAGGAAGAAGGUGGCCAUAAACAAGGCAGCCAUGUCCUACAGGCAGGAGAAAAGUCGGAAGCUGAGCUCUUUAGACUGCAGCAUGACGGAGCAGAGCACUCUCCAGCAGGAUGAGAAGAUGGCCCACUCCUUCAUGGAUGCCCACGGCUGCAACGCUCGAAAUGAGCAGCGUAGCUCCGUCAACGAGUCCAGCAGCUUACUGGGAGGCUCGCCCCACCGUCACUGUCGGAGGAAGAGCUCGCCUUAUCACACGGGUCAGCUCCACCCUGCAGUGAGGGUGGCUGACCUCCUCCAGCACAUCAACCAGAUGAAGACGGCUGAAGGGUAUGGCUUCAAACAAGAAUAUGAGAGUUUUUUUGAUGGCUGGGACGUCACGAAAAAGAAGGACAAGACCAAAGGAAGGCACGACAGCCUGCUUAACCAUGAUCGCCAUCGAGUCAAGCUUCACUCUCUGCUUGCAGACCCCAGCUCCGAUUACGUCAAUGCCAACUACAUAGACGUGAGUCACCCACACUCCUAUUUCUUUCUCCUGCUUCGCCUCCCACUCCCUCGUCUCUGUCUAUGCUUAGCCCACAGCUCCGCCAUAAGAGCUCGUACCAGUCAUCUUCUAUUGUUGUGGUUGACCCGGUGCUUGACCAGAAGACAUUAUAUCUCCUCCUCUACAGGCCCCAAGCAGGAGAUGAUCUAUGACUUCUGGCGGAUGGUUUGGCAGGAGAACUGCUUCAGUAUUGUCAUGAUCACCAAGCUGGUGGAAGUGGGCAGGAUGAAGUGCUGUAAGUAUUGGCCUGAUGACACUGAGCUCUACGGUGACAUUAAAGUAACGCUACUUAAGACAGAAACACUGGCUGAGUACACUGUGCGCACCUUCGCUAUGGAAAGGAGAGGUUACCCUGCCAAACAUGAAGUGUGCCAGUUCCACUUCACCUCCUGGCCUGAGCACGGGGUGCCGUACCACGCUACCGGACUGCUGGCUUUCCUGCGCCGGGUCAAGGCCUCGACACCUCCUGACGGAGGGCCUGUGGUGGUCCACUGCAGUAUGGGGGCAGGCAGGACCGGCUGCUACAUUGUGCUGGAUGUCAUGCUGGAUAUGGCUGAGUGUGAAGGAGUGGUGGACAUCUACAACUGCGUCAAGACUCUCUGCUCCCGACGCAUCAACAUGAUCCAGACCGAAGAGCAGUAUGUGUUCAUCCAUGAUGCCAUUCUGGAGGCCUGUCUGUGUGGAGAGACUGGCAUCCCGGUUAAUGAGUUUGUCCUAACCUAUAAGGAGAUGUUAAAGGUUGACUCUCAGAGCAACACCUCGCAGCUCAGAGAGGAGUUUCAGACUCUGAACUCGGUGACCCCUCACCUGGAUGUGGAGGAGUGCAGCAUUUCUCUGAUGCCGAGGAACCGCGAGAAGAACCGCAGCAUGGACGUCCUGCCGCCGGACCGCUCCCUGGCCUUCCUCGUCACCAGCGAGGGAGAAAGCAGCAACUACAUCAACGCAGCGCUCGCAGACAGCUUCCUCCGGCCCGCCGCCUUCGUUGUGACGCCGCACCCGCUGCCCAGCACCACCACUGACUUCUGGAGGCUCCUGUACGACUACGGCUGCACCUCGGUGGUGAUGCUAAACCAGCUCAACCAGUCCAACUCUGCCUGGCCUUGUCUGCAGUAUUGGCCCGAGCCGGGGUUGCAGCAGUUUGGGCCGAUGACGGUGGAGCUUCUGUCCAGGACAGCCGACGAUGACGUGAUCAUCCGUCUCUUCCGGGUUCAGAACAUCACUCGGAUUCAAGAAGGCCAGCUUGUGGUGCGUCACUUCCAGUUCCUGCGCUGGUCCCCGUACCGUGACGUGCCCGACUCCAAGAAAGCCUUCCUCAGCCUCUUGGCUCAGGUUCACAACUGGCAAAUGGAGUGUGGAGAGGGACGCACCAUCGUCCACUGUCUGAAUGGCGGCGGUCGAAGCGGCACCUUCUGUGCCAGCACCAUGAUCCUGGAAAUGAUUCGUCACCACAGCAUGGUGGACGUGUUCUUUGCUGCCAAAACGCUGCGCAACUCUAAGCCAAACAUGGUGGAGACAAUGGAGCAGUAUCGUUUCUGCUAUGACCUGGCCAAGGAGUACCUGGACUGCUUGGAAGUCAGAUAGCACCAAUCCCUCACUUCUCGUCCCUCUUUUCGAGGAGAAGGUCUGGAUCCUAGAUCCAGUAUCCUGGAUCUGUGCUCCUGCCUCCUUUGUCCAUGUAUACAGCUCUGGUUGUCUUCUUCGCCAUGCCCGGAUGAAACAUUGUCUGCCGUAAAGACUGAUUGAGAAAGCUCACUGGACAACAUGUAACAUACUGCUGACACCCUUUUUGCUUUUCCUCGGGCACUCUGAUCCAACCUGUACUUGUUUGUGCCACUUUACAGUACAUCUGCCAAACCAGAGGACAUGUAACAGGAGUAGAGUUCAUUUUAUACACGGCCACUGUCAAGGCAGCCGGACUACCUGUCAUACACCUCAACGACAGGGGUUCAAAGAGCUCAGCUGUAUCCUGCCUUACAAUGAACAAACACUGAACGGGAACUACAGUUGAUGCCAACCACUGGGUGAUAUUUUGUGUUUGUUUGUAACACUGUAAAUGGUGCAAUCUGCUGUUGGUGAACAUCCCAUGUCGUACUGUACUAUAUUUGAACUUUAUCGUGGGUGAGGCUGACGAUUGAAGGUAAUCUGAGGGUGAAAAGGAAAGAAGUCGGUCACACCCGAUGGACAUAUCUGUACAAUAGAGUUGUCUUGGACCUACUUUCUCUUUAUUUAUUUUCCGUGUAUAUAGAUGUUUUUUUUCCUCCUUCCCUCGGGUGUUUCUAGAUGUUCUCAACGUCUUAUCAAUGUGCCAAUCCAUUCUCUCUUUGUCUGUAAAUGGGGACCUCUUCAGCAUCUGCAUGCCCAGUCUUAAGUGUUUCAUUGCAGUGUGUGUGGCCCAAGUCUGCUUUAGGAUGGAUUCUGCAACGCGAAUCCCUCCGCUACAGCGAGAGAGCUCCGUAAGAAAAAACGCCUGUUUGCUGUGAGAGUACGGCGAAGUUCAGUCGCUUUCUAAAUUUGUAUUUAUUCAAUGUGUUUUAUUUUCUAAAUAGUGCAUAAAACAGGAAAGUAAAUAAAAUAUGUUGUUGCUUAACAACCGUGAUUUUUUUUGGGGGAUUUCUUUGUCACAUCUCAUGACAACAAAGAUUCAAAAUGACAAAAGAGAGUGAAAUAAAAAAAAAAAAA